AUGAUCAGGACCGAGCCCCGGAGGACACUGAGGCACCCGCGCAACCGAGCCUCCGAGGCUCUCCAGUCCAACGACCGGUUUGAUGCCCUCGUUCGGGAUCGGGAUACCUUGCGGGCGGAAGUGGCAGACAUGCGCAAGUCAUUGGAGGAAAUCCAGUCGAAACACCACGCGGAGAUGAAAGCUCUACAGGGGAGGCUAGAUGACGCCGAAAACAAGAAAGAACAUGCAGAGUCGCAGUUCCAGAAGCUCCUGGAAAGAGUGAAUACAAUCAAGUCUCAACUUGGCGAGAGAUUGAGGGAAGAUGCUGAAGAGCUUGCACAGGCUAGAUCGAAAAUUGAUGAAUUGGAGGAGGAAAACACAAGCAUCAAGGAUCAAUACCAAGCGAAGUGUGGCGAGCUCGAGCAGUUGUCGGAAGACAGAAGGAACAUGUCACAGGAGCUUUCGACCUUGCGAGAUCGUACAAAUCUGUCCCAGCAAAAUUGGUUGAAAGAGAAGGAGGAGCUCCUAGAACAAGAGAACUAUCUUCAGUCAGAGUUCGAGCAAGCCAAAGAGGCCAUGCACAACUGGGAAGUCCUUGCUAUGGAGGAGCGGUCCAUUAGGGAAACCCUUGAAGUGAAGGUGGUAGAUCUCGAGGAACAGCUAGCAAGCGUCAAAGAUGCCUACGAGAAAGCAUCUACGGAACGUGACUCUCAAGUGGCUGCAGUUGACGGACUACAGCGAGCUUUGCAGGAAAUCCAAACCGCGCGCAAACAGGAACUUCGUGAGCUCGUGGAGAACUCCGACGCCCAGCUUGAGGAGCUGAAGCAGAGUCUUCAAGAGGCAACGAAGAAAGCCCUCGACGCCGAGAAAUCUCUUCAAGAUGCUCAGGGCGAGCUCGAACGAGUUCGGCCAUUCGAGAAGGAAGUCAAAGAAAAGAACCUCUUGAUAGGGAAGCUCAGGCACGAAGCGGUGACACUCAACGACCAUCUGACGAAAGCUCUGCGCUUCCUCAAGAAAGGGAAGCCGGAAGACAACGUCGACAGACAUAUCGUAACGAAUCACCUCCUGCAUUUUCUUGCUCUUGAUCGGUCAGAUCCCAAGAAGUUCCAGAUCUUGCAACUCAUUGCCGCGCUCCUCGGCUGGACAGAUGGUUACGUGAGCAGGCUGGUCUGGCGCUAUGAGAUAAGCUAUGUCAUGAGGCUGUCCGUUUGCGACAUACGGCACAUGCGCCUUCGGUUCACCGCCUCAUAUUCUGCCGCAUCUAUUUUGUUGAAGUUGCACAAAUUCCGCCCAGUUGUGGUCUCAGGACCGUCAGGAACCGGGAAGUCGACUCUCCUGAAGAGGCUCUUUGCCGACUAUCCGAACACCUUCGGCUUCUCAAUCUCGCAUACCACGCGGAGCCCUCGUGCGGGUGAGCAAGACGGUCGCGAAUACUGUUUCACGACAAAGGAAGACUUUCUCGACUUGGUCAGCAAGAACGGCUUCAUUGAACAUGCGCAAUUUGGAGGCAAUUACUAUGGUACUAGUGUCCAAGCUGUGAAGAACAUCGCCGAGCAGGGUAGGAUUUGCAUUCUUGAUAUCGAGAUGGAAGGUGUGAAGCAGGUUAAGCGCACGGAUCUCAAUGCGCGCUUUUUGUUCCUGGCCCCUCCCUCGGUGGAGGAGUUGGAGAGGAGACUGCGUGGAAGAAACACUGAGACAGAAGAAAGCCUGAAGAAACGUCUUGCGCAGGCUAAAAAUGAGCUCGAAUACGCCAAGGAGCCGGGUGCUCAUGAUAAAGUCGUCGUCAAUGAUGACCUUGAGAAAGCUUAUGCUGAGUUGAGGGACUUCAUUGUCGACGGCGAUAAAUUCGGCGCCCAGCAAUAG
Aspergillus fijiensis CBS 313.89 is the source of this 1842-nucleotide messenger RNA. RefSeq lists its product as uncharacterized. NCBI's taxonomy places the organism in Eukaryota, Fungi, Ascomycota, Eurotiomycetes, Eurotiales, Aspergillaceae. Gene Ontology annotation, biological process: purine nucleotide metabolic process. Gene Ontology annotation, cellular component: cytosol. Gene Ontology annotation, molecular function: GMP kinase activity. The transcript is spliced from 10 exons. The record is from RefSeq and is a predicted model, not a curated record. The coding region runs from base 1 to 1842 and encodes 613 amino acids.